GAUACAGCUGGUGUGUUUCAUCCUCUUGGCUAAACUCUCCUGAAUCACUCGGGCAGCGAGAAAGUGACAAUGUCUGCGGAGAUCGAGGAAACAGUACCUGCCGUCCCAUCUGAACCUGCUCCUCCAGCACCGGCGAAAGCCAAGAAGGCAUCGGCCAGCAAAGCCAAGCCUGCUGCUCCGGCUACCAGUGCUGCCACCCCGACGAAGAAGAAGAAGAAAAACAAGGGCAAGAAGGGUCAACCUGGCAAAUACAGCCUUCUGGUCAUAGAUGCCAUCCGAAAGCUUGGAGAGAAAAACGGCUCAUCGCUAUUCAAGAUUUACAAUGAGGCUAAAAAAGUGAGCUGGUUCGACCAGCAGAACGGUCGCAUGUACCUGAGGUACUCAAUCCGUGCUCUGCUGCUGAAUGACACGCUCAUUCAGGUGAAAGGCAUGGGAGCCAACGGCUCGUUCAAACUCAACAAGAAGAAAUUCGAGGCUAAAAAGGCAAAGAAAACCUCGGCGAAACCGGCCAAGACGACGAAACCCGCCAAAGCUGCCAAGAAGGCAGCCCCCAAAGCAGCGGCGGCAAAGAAGCCCAAGGCAAAGGAGAGCGCUAAAAAGAAACUCGCCAAAAAAUCAGCCCCUGCCAAGAAGAAGCCUGCGGCGGUAAAGAAGACCGCUGCUUCGCCCAAGAAAGCUGCAGCCAAGAAGGCGAAACCUGCAGUCAAGAGGGCAUCUAGGGCAAAGAAGUGAAGCUUAAAAAAAGUCUACAGAACGGACUGCAACAAACUUGGACUAUUCCUCUUCUGUUUCUCGUUUUUGUAUUAAGUAAGACUAUAAGCAGGCUAUGUUUUUUUGUUUUGUUUUGUUGUUGUUUUUCUCCAUUUCCACCAGUCUCCCUCAUACUGUAUUUUUAUAUGACAUGUUGUAAAUAGAAUGCUUUAGAGGGUUUAUAUUGUUGGGAUGACGACAGAAACGUUCUUUAUUCAAUACGUGUGUUACAAGUCAUGCUUAAGUAAAACAACAGUAGACCAUCAAUAGACGUACUUUUUUGGGACCGUGUAAGAAUUCCCAAAUGAUAUGUAUUAUAGGGAACCAUUAUGUCAUUGUGUGCGACACACCCACUUAAGGUUUUCUCUGUGACUGGAUGGGCCUCGACAAAAGAUUUUUUAUUUUUAUACUUAUGUUGACAUAGUUGUAACUUGUGAAAAAUAAAGUUGUUUUGCUUUAUGGAACUGCUUUGUGUGCUGUGACGAGGUUACAUCAACGGCGCCCAAAAAUAAUAAUAAAAAGUGUGUUCUUUG
Messenger RNA from Chanos chanos (milkfish), 1283 nucleotides. It is a transcript of the gene h1-10, whose product is annotated as H1.10 linker histone. Gene Ontology annotation, cellular component: nucleosome. The record is from RefSeq and is a predicted model, not a curated record. Bases 70 to 732 code for a protein of 220 amino acids. The transcript has a single exon. Gene Ontology annotation, molecular function: structural constituent of chromatin; DNA binding. Gene Ontology annotation, biological process: nucleosome assembly. Lineage: Eukaryota; Metazoa; Chordata; Actinopteri; Gonorynchiformes; Chanidae.